AUGCCACCGUCCCCGUUGUGGCGGGAGGCUGGACUAGCGUCCAAUCUUUCGCAUACAGGCGAAGGUGCUAGACAGAGUGAAUCACAGACUAAGCCGAGGGAAACUUCGGACAGUAUUAGGGUAAGUUCACAAGAUCCGCCCUCAGUUAAAUCUACUAGUACGCAUUUCGAACCCCAUGCCUCUUCGUACCGAGAACCAGUACGCAAACCAUCGUGCGUAUUCUGUUCCGGACGUACGCAUCGGAGCGCGAAGUGCCAUAAUUAUAGAAGUCUGGCUGGACGAGCGUACGCGGCAGAGUUCAAUCAGUUUUGUUGUAACUGUCUUUGCGAUCACUUCGGUGACUGCAUUUGGACCGAUGGUUGUACUUAUUGUCGUUUACCUGGUCAUCACCCAGCCUUUUGUGUUAAGAAUCCGUAUGUCGAUUUGGAUAUUGGUAUGCCCGCACCGCAGUUCUACCAAGAACUUGCUAGAAGGACUUACCAAGCUCCACCGCCAGGACGGAUUUGUAAAACAUUAUCGGAUGUGGUAAGACGUCGAGGUUCUAAACGCCCUUCUCGUUCAACAUCACCUUCCACUUCAAAGGGGAAGUCUCGUCAUUAA
Necator americanus (New World hookworm) is the source of this 600-nucleotide messenger RNA. RefSeq lists its product as uncharacterized. Lineage: Eukaryota; Metazoa; Nematoda; Chromadorea; Rhabditida; Ancylostomatidae. The transcript has a single exon. The record is from RefSeq and is a predicted model, not a curated record. The coding region runs from base 1 to 600 and encodes 199 amino acids.